GUUUUGACAGAAUCCAACGUGUAUAAAGUCGUGGGCUGUAGGAAAACGCGAAGCAAAACGGUAAAUUAACGUUGCGUGCUGUCUCCAGAAAGUACGGUGGUGUCCACGUUACUAAAUUAUCUACCUGCCAAUAAAGUGAUUGAAAGUAAUAACGAUUAGUCUUUAGAUUGCACAAAAACCAAAAUGAAUAGGGCACUAAUAUUCACAUCUUUGUUACUCAUAGGAGUAACAUAUAGCGUUCAGGCACUAAGGGAAGGAGACUGUGAAGUGUGUAUAGCCACUGUAACUAAAUUUGCAAAUACAUUAACCGAUGAUGUUAAAAAAGAUCCUAAACAGAUCGAAGAGGCAUUCAAAAACUACUGUGAGGGUACCAAAUUAAAGGAAAAUAGAUUCUGUUACUACAUGGGUGGUCUCAAAGAAUCAGCUACUGGCAUUUUAGGAGAAUUAAGCAAACCUCUUUCAUGGUCAAUGCCAGCUGACAAAAUAUGCGAGAAGCUGAAGAAGAAAGAUGCUCAGAUUUGUGACUUGCGCUACGAGAAACAAAUAGAUCUGAAUACAGUAGAUUUGAAGAAGUUAAAGGUACGUGACCUCAAGAAAAUUUUGAAUGACUGGGAUGAAUCUUGCGAGGGGUGUAUUGAAAAGUCUGACUUCAUUAAGCGGAUUGAGGAGCUAAAGCCAAAAUAUUCAAGUAGCUCAAAGACUGAGCUUUGAACACGACAUUUACAUAGUUUAAUUUUCGAAUUAGUUUAGGUGGAUCAUUUUUACAUUAUUUAAUUGUGCAAGGAAGCUCACUGAAGCACUUUAUCUGCAUCAAGCAUAUAAAUAUGCUUACACCAUACUUUGCCCUAAUGUCAACAACUCAAAAUGUCGUACAGGGUCAAUCUGUUUGAAUAGUUGUUUCAUUCUCGUAAUGUGGCUGAAUCUUUCGUGCGGAUCCAUUUACACUUGAAAUCGUGAACCUAACGUUUCCUUAAUUUUCUAAAAACUAAAUCGUGAAGAAGAGUCAUCUAAUUUCGAAAAAGAUAUAUGUAAAUGUAUCAAAUCUAUCAUUUACAAUAAUUACUGAUAGAAAUAAUAUUUUUGACUUCGUUAGAGUAAUGGGACAUUGAUCAUUAUAGUUCGUAAUACACUUUUGUUGCAACUUUAAUUGUGCAGUAUUUCUUAAGCACUUUUAAUUAGCCAAUUAAGAAUUAAAAUUACAGCAACACAUGAUCAGAUGCGGGUGCAUGUAAAAAAAAGAGAUAUAGUCUUUCUUUGCUCCAUAAAUGAAAAAGAAUUUGUUUAAGUCAAGUAAAAACUGUAUUCUAAAUCUAACACAUCCAUUGCAGUUUUCUUUUGAGUCAAUUUUUCACCUGAUUUCCGUUGUUUAUAAUAAAUACACAUAAUUUUUAUGACAAAAUAUCAUAAGUUUAUGAAUAACAAAUAAUUUUAUCUGAGUAUUUAUUUAUGAUCAUUGCCUUAACUUAGACGGUAUUACUUGGAAAUUUACUGCUGAAUAUACCUCAAUAUAUAAAACUGUUUUUAUCAA
Cephus cinctus (wheat stem sawfly) is the source of this 1528-nucleotide messenger RNA. It is a transcript of the gene Manf, whose product is annotated as mesencephalic astrocyte-derived neurotrophic factor homolog. Gene Ontology annotation, cellular component: endoplasmic reticulum. The record is from RefSeq and is a predicted model, not a curated record. The coding region runs from base 184 to 711 and encodes 175 amino acids. Gene Ontology annotation, biological process: dopaminergic neuron differentiation; neuron projection development. The transcript is spliced from 5 exons. Lineage: Eukaryota; Metazoa; Arthropoda; Insecta; Hymenoptera; Cephidae.